Molecule: messenger RNA, 516 nt
Organism: Linnemannia hyalina
Lineage: Eukaryota; Fungi; Mortierellomycota; Mortierellomycetes; Mortierellales; Mortierellaceae
Source: the annotation of a GenBank genome assembly
AUGGCUACCAACGGAACUCCCAUCAUCCUUAAGGACCGUGCCCAGGCUCUGGCUCACUACCCCCAUGGCCGCAUCGCCAAUGGAAUGAUCUACGUCUCUGGCAUCUCCUCCCGCCGCCUCGACAACACGUACGAGGGUGUCAAGGAAAAUGCGGACGGUACCUUCGAGCUCGAUAUCAAGUCCCAGACCAAGGCCGUCAUCGAAAAGUACGGUUCGAUUGCCUCUUUCACAGAAUCAUUGCAGCGGAUUGCCAACCAUCCGCUCUUGCCUGACCUUUCUCUCCCUUCAUCCCAAAAUAGCAUCAAUGUGAUCCUCCAGUCCAAGGGCGCCUCGCUUGCCAACAUUGUCGACAUGACCAUCUUCCUCACUAACAUGAAGGAUUAUGGUGCCAUGAACCAGGUCUAUAACGAGUACUUUGAUGCCGAGACCGGUCCAUCGAGAACCUGCGUCGGAGUCCUGACUUUGCCCUCUCCUAAGCUCCUCAUUGAGAUCAAGGCCAUAGCCUUGGCUCCUUAG